CUGAGCGGAUCCGAAGCCAGUUUCCCUUCGUCUGAUUGGCCGGCCCCUCGUGUCUGUAAUAUGAUGGUUCUGAGGAAACUCUGUCGGACAUCUCUUAGUUUUAGUGUGAAUAAAAUAAGACAUUUUAGUUCUAAGCAGGACCCGCCUAGGAUCUUGAUCACCGGCGGUCUCGGGCAACUCGGCGUGGAGUGCGCGAGGUACCUCCGCAACAAAUAUGGCCGCGAGAACGUCAUCCUCACCGACAUCAUCAAGCCGUCGACGGAAGUCGCCAACGACGGGCCCUACAUCUUCGCCGACAUCCUCGACUUCAAGGGACUGCAGAAGAUAGUCGUCGACCACAGAGUGGACUGGCUCAUCCACUUCUCCGCUCUGCUCAGCGCCAUCGGUGAACAGAACGUGCCUCUGGCGGUGCGAGUCAACAUCGAGGGCAUGCACAAUGUGAUAGAGCUCGCGAAACAGUACAGACUCAGGAUCUUCGUGCCGAGCACUAUCGGCGCGUUCGGACCGGAUUCCCCGCGGAACCCGACCCCCAACGUGACGGUGCAGAGACCGAGGACAAUCUACGGGGUGUCCAAAGUACACGCGGAGUUGCUGGGAGAGUAUUAUUAUCAUAGGUUCGGGCUGGACUUCCGCUGCUUGCGGUUUCCCGGGGUCAUCUCCAGCGACCCCCCCGGUGGAGGCACUACAGACUACGCGAUCGCGAUAUUCCACGACGUCCUCCGCAAGGGCCACCACGAGUGCUACCUGAAACCGGACACUCGGCUGCCCAUGAUGCACGUGCGGGACGCCCUGCGAGCGCUCUCGGAGUUCCUGGAAGCCCCCAAUGAGUCGCUGAAGAGGCGCGUCUACAAUGUUACUGCCAUGAGCUUCACGCCCGAAGAACUGGCUGACAAGAUUUCUGCGCAUAUACCGGAGUUGCGGAUUAGUUACCGGCCCGACAGCCGGCAGGAUAUUGCUGACUCCUGGCCCCAAGUGUUCGACGAUAGCGAAGCGAAGAGAGACUGGAACUGGAAACCGGAAGUGCACAUGGACGACCUCGUGACCCUCAUGAUCAAGGAGGUCAAGGAGAAAAUAGCGGCCAACGGCUUCUAAGGAGUCCUCACGAGACACUGGCUAGCAGGACUAGCCACAUACAUCUGUAUAAUUAAUUCCUCUAAACUCGCGAAAAUAUCCUGGAGAUUAUGUGGAAAUAAUAGAUAGAUAGUAACUUUUUUAAAGUAAGCAUAGCUAAGUAUAUUUUUUAUAAAAUGUAAUUUUGUGUUCUUGUUAAAUGUAUUUGUAACUGUA
Molecule: messenger RNA, 1287 nt
Organism: Plutella xylostella (diamondback moth)
Lineage: Eukaryota; Metazoa; Arthropoda; Insecta; Lepidoptera; Plutellidae
Gene: Tdh
Product: L-threonine dehydrogenase
Biological process (GO): L-threonine catabolic process
Molecular function (GO): L-threonine 3-dehydrogenase activity
Source: RefSeq, a predicted model, not a curated record